AUAAUUAUAAUAUUUAGUGUUUUUUUAACAAGAAUACAGAUUUUUAUAUACCACCAACAAAAGUAUAAUUAAGAGGAUGACAAUCGAAAUACCAAGUUUUGAGUCAGUGAAUAACAAAGAUGAUGCUUUUGUUAGUCCUUUACCAGAGUUAUGUGUUAUGAUCAAAGGUUCUACGAUGCUUAAAGCUGGAAGAAUGGGACGACCACAUUUUCGAAAGUUUCAUAUGUCUGCAGACUUAAAAUUGUUGCAAUGGGAGUCACCAAACAAAGGUGCUGCUGAGUCUUCAGUUGCAAUAGGAGAUAUUGAAGAAGUAAUAGCUGGACAAAAAACAAAAAUAUUUGAAGGAAAUCCUAUUCCAGAAUAUGAGGCAAUCUCAUUCUCAGUCAUUUACAAGCAAGGUAACACAAAACGUUCUUUGGAUAUUGUUUGUAAAGACAGAGUAGAAUAUGAUAUUUGGACCGUGGGACUGCAGGCCCUAAUUAAUGGUUUUGAUAACUUAGAUGGCCUGAGACUUAUGAGUGAAGCUGACCUUUCCAAAGCUGAUGGAAAGUUAAUGCUCGAAUUAGGCUUAUUUGGAGAUAGAGUUUCUGUCAAAGAAGAUGCAUGUGAUAUAUACACAUGGGGUGCAAGCCCUAAAGGUGUUUUAGGUCAUGGUGAAGAAACAGAAGAACUUUUCCCUCGUGUUGUUGAAGCUUUAUUAGGUAGAGAUAUACGUACUGUAGCUUGUGGAACUGAGCAUACUUUAGCUGUUAGUGUUAAUGGAGAAAUGUUUUCAUGGGGAUGUGGAAGAGGGGGAAAACUUGGACUUAAAAAUAUUUUAGACAGAUAUAUGCCCCUCAAAAUUGGUGCUUUUGAAAAUGUAAAUAUUACUUUUGUUUCAUGCAAUGAGUUACAUUCAGCUUCUGUAACAGAAUCUGGUGAGCUUUAUACAUUUGGAAGAUCUGGGCCUCAUCUUGGAUAUACAACAGAAGAUCGUAAACAAGCAGUUCCAAGAAAAGUUGACUUUAGCACUGCAAACAAAAUCAAAGCAGUUUCUUGUGGAUUAGAGUUUACUAUCGCAUUAAAUUCUGAAGGAGAACUUUAUUCUUUUGGAAAAAAUGAUUGUGGACAACUUGGCGCCGGACAUUUUAAUGAUAUUGAAGAGCCAUAUCUCAUUAAACAUUUGAAUGGCGUACGUAUCAGCAAAGUAUCAUGUGGUUCCAAACACGUGGGCGCUGUUACUGUAAACGGAGAUGUAUGGUUGUGGGGAUCAAAUGAGUUUGGACAGUUAGGUACAGAUAAACUUGAAGCACAUGAUAUUCCCUUUGAAGCACCAUCUACGUUUUGGAAUGAAGAGAUUCAAGAUAUAAAAUGCGGUGGGAGUCACACUGUAGUUUUGUCAUGCACGGGUGUUGUUUACGUUUUCGGAAACGGCCAAUCUGGUCAGCUUGGUGUAGCAGUCAAUCAAACAUCACCCUAUAUAACCAACCCUUGCAUUUUAUCUAUGCCAAAUAACACUAAGAUUGCAAAAGUUGACUGUGGCAUAGAGCAUACUGCGGCAGUCACAGAAUCAGGUUGUUUAUAUACAUGGGGAAAUGGAUCCAGAGGUCGUUUAGGUCACGGCGAUCAUCAGGACAGGUAUGUACCAACUCUAGUAGAAUCGUUAGCAUACAAACAAGUACAAAGUAUUGCUUGUGGUGCUUAUCAUACAGCAGCAUGUGUUAUUCGAGCGUGGGUUCACGAUCAAGAAACAAAGAGCUGUAUGGCUUGCAAACAACGAUUUACAACUGUGCGACGAAGACACCAUUGUCGUAAAUGUGGUGGUAUUUUUUGCGGUACUUGUUCCCAAAGGAAAUGUCCUCUUCUGGAGAUUGGGUACAGUGAGCCUGUUCGUGUUUGUGACAGAUGUUAUUUCAUUCUUACAGAAAGUACUCUUUGAAUAUUUUUUCAAAAAAUUUAGCUUGUAAACGUGUUAUAUGUAUAUAUUUUUCUAUGAAUUAAUGAAUAAGUAACUCAAAAAUUUGAUCUUAAAAUUAACUAGAAUAUCUUUAUAUUAUUAAAUAUUUUUAAAUUAUUAUUUCUGUAUUUAUAUUUGCAAAGUGUUUU
Molecule: messenger RNA, 2085 nt
Organism: Hydra vulgaris (swiftwater hydra)
Lineage: Eukaryota; Metazoa; Cnidaria; Hydrozoa; Anthoathecata; Hydridae
Molecular function (GO): metal ion binding
Source: RefSeq, a predicted model, not a curated record